AUGUCCGCCCCCGCCCCCAUCAAGCCCCAGGACGUCGGAUGGCAGUUCGUCCCCCAGUACUACAACUUUGUCAACUCCCAGCCCCACCGUCUCCACUGCUUCUACAACAAGCGAUCCACCUUUAUCCACGGCGAGGAGGGCGAGGAUGUCACUCCCGCUUACGGCCAGCAGGAAAUCCACGACCGCAUAACCCAGAUCGGCUACAACCAAUGUAAAGUCUACAUUCACUCUAUGGACUCCCAGUCCUCCGCCGAGGGGGGCAUCGUCAUCAUGGUCCUCGGUGAACUCUGCAACAACAACCAGGCCUGGCGAAAGUUCUCCCAAACAUUCUUCCUCGCGCCCCAGACUGGCGGUUACUUUGUGCUCAACGACAUUUUCAGAUAUCUCAACGAGGAGGUUGACGAGCAAAAGUCAGAGGACGGUCACCAGGAGGAGGCUCAGCCCGAGCCAGAGGCCCCCAAGGCUGCCGUUGAGGAGCCCCCUGCCGCCGAGGAAAAGGUCACCCAGGAGCCUGCCGCCGAGCCUGCUCCUGAGCCGGAGCCUGUCACUGCCCCGGCUGCUGUUGUGCCCGACGCCGUGCCCGAGGAAGCCGAGGUCGCCGCUCUUCCAGACAAGGAUGUCGCGCCUGCCGAGGAGCCGACUCCCGAGGAACCCGCUACUGCUGCCAACCCUGCUGUAGAGGACACUCCCGCCCCCGCCCCGGCCUCUGAGAAGGCUCCCUCUCCUGCCCCCAAGGUGCCUUCCCCUGCCCCCGCCCCCAAGAAGGAGGCUGCUACCAACGGAACCGCUGCCCCUGCCCCUGCUCCUACCGGUCAUCCCAAGCCCAGGACCUGGGCUACUUUGGCCGCUUCCAACAUUCCGCCUACCAGCACCUGGGGUAAGCCCAGCCCUGCCGUUUCCGCCCAGGCAUCUCCUUCUGCCGCUGCCGCGCCUGUCCCUUCGGCCCCCAAGAAGGAGGAGCAGAAGGCUGCUCCCGCACCCGCUGCUACUGCCGCUCCUGCUCCCAGGCGAGGUCCCCAGGGUGGUCUUGACGUUUCCAAGAUCCAAAAUCAGGUCUGCUUUGUCAAGCUCCCCAACUGGGCUCUUGACAACCACAGCGCUUCCGAGCUCACCGAGCCUGAACUCUCCCGACUCGCUUCCAAGUUUGGCGAAGUCAAGUCUGUCGAGAUUGUCGGCCAAAAGGCUUGCGCGUUCGUCGAGUUUGUCAAGGUCGAGUCUGCUCGAAAGGCCAUUCAGCACUCGCUUCCCGUCGAGCAGGGCGGUGAGGGCGGUACCAAGUUCCCCAACGGGACCUUGUUCUUUGAGCCCAGGAAGGAGAAGGAUGAGAGGGGCCAGAAGAAGAGGACUGGUGGUCAGCAGGGCGGUCAGCCCCAAGGCCAGGGCCAGCCGCGACAGCAGGUCAACGGCGGUGGUGCCGGCCGGGGCGGUAGACCCAACAGAGGACGAGGCGGCCAGGCCAACCAGGGCGACCGUGUUUCUCAAAAGCAAUAG
Cryptococcus wingfieldii CBS 7118 is the source of this 1491-nucleotide messenger RNA. RefSeq names its product RAN protein binding protein. The record is from RefSeq and is a predicted model, not a curated record. The transcript is spliced from 4 exons. Gene Ontology annotation, biological process: protein deubiquitination; ribophagy. Gene Ontology annotation, cellular component: Ubp3-Bre5 deubiquitination complex; ribonucleoprotein complex; cytosol. Lineage: Eukaryota; Fungi; Basidiomycota; Tremellomycetes; Tremellales; Cryptococcaceae. Bases 1 to 1491 code for a protein of 496 amino acids. Gene Ontology annotation, molecular function: mRNA binding.